This is a messenger RNA of Quercus lobata, 4058 nucleotides long. RefSeq names its product putative disease resistance protein RGA4. Gene Ontology annotation, molecular function: ADP binding. NCBI's taxonomy places the organism in Eukaryota, Viridiplantae, Streptophyta, Magnoliopsida, Fagales, Fagaceae. The transcript has 3 exons. The coding region runs from base 241 to 2817 and encodes 858 amino acids. The record is from RefSeq and is a predicted model, not a curated record.
GAGAAUAAAGCAAGUGGUAUUUGUGCUUGACUUCACCAGCAAGCAUACCUCAUGAGAACGCAAGGGCCAAAGUUGGUUCCAAUAUAUCUGAUAGUUCACACCAUCAGAGGCAACAUUCUCAUUUAACAAAGAAAAAACAACCAUAACUCUCUCUUCCUCUACUUCAAUAAACACUUUGCAGCACCCUCAUUUGAUAAAAUAAGAACAACAAAAACUAUCCCCUCCUCCACCUUAGUAAAAAUGACGGAGUUGGUCUCUUCUGUUGCGGAAAAAGUCACUGAGAAGCUAGGAUCCAUUGCUUACCAAGAGAUUAACUUGGCAUUGGGUGUUGAAAGCGAUCUGAAAAAUCUUGAGCUCACCAUGUCUGCCAUCCAAGCUAAGUUGUUGGAUGCCGAGGAGAGGCAAGCAAAAGAACGUGGGCUUAGUCUUUGGCUGGGGGAACUCAAAGAUGUGCUUUAUGAUGCGGUGGAUGUGCUGGAUGAAUUCGAGUGUGAAGCUCUACGGAAGCAAGUGGUGAAAACAUAUGGGAGCACUGGUAAAAAGGUACGCUGUUUCUUUUCGUGUUCUAAUCCACUUGCCUUCCAUUUUAAAAUGGGUAAUAGAAUGAAGGAGAUUAGAGAGAGGUUAGAAGGGAUAAAAAAGCUUAGUGAUCAAUAUAAUCUUCAAAAGAGGCAACCUAACGAUAAGCAUAUUGUCGUCAGGGAAACUCACUCCUUUAUCCUUGAUUCUGAUGUUAUUGGGAGGGAAAAAGACGAGCAAGAGAUAAUAGAUCUUCUGAUGCAACCGGGUGAUGAUGGUAAUGUUUCUGGGAUUCCAAUAGUUGGAAUUGGAGGUAUGGGCAAGACCACACUUGCCCAGAUAGUGUAUAAUGAUCAAAUGGUCAAAAGGAAUUUUCAUCAUAGAGUAUGGGUAUGCGUGUCAGAAGAUUUUGAUGUUAAAAGAUUGGCAAAAGAAAUCUUUAAGUCUGUAGCUCGUGAAAAUAGCGAGAACAUGCAUGUAGAUGAGAACAUGCGUCUAGAUGAAGUGCAAGCCAGUUUACGAAAUGUUUUGAAAGGGAAAAAGUUUUUAAUCGUUUUGGAUGACGUAUGGAAUGAGGAUCCUAGUGAAUGGAAUGACUUGAAAAUGUUGUUAAUAGAAGGUGCCAAAGGAAGUAAAAUUAUUGUCACUACACGUAGUCACAAAGUUGCGUCAGUGAUGACUCUUGGAUCCAUCCAUGAAUUGAAAGGUCUUCCUGAGCAAGACUGUCUGCGCUUGUUCUUAAAAUGGGGAUUUGAAAAAGGAAAGGACAAGCAAUAUCCAAAACUAGUAGAGAUUGGUAAAGAUAUUGUGGAAAAAUGCAGAUGUGUUCCUUUGGCUGUGAAGACUUUAGGGAGUUUACUUUAUUCUAAAAUUGAGGAGCGGGAUUGGAUCUCUAUAAGGGAUAAUGAGAUAUGGAAAUUGGAGCAAAAGGAAAAAGACAUUUUACUGGCAUUAAGAUUGAGUUACAAUAAAUUGCCAUCAUACUUAAAACAAUGUUUUGCUUAUUGCUCAUUAUAUCGAAAGGAUUAUAGAUAUACCAAUGGAGACUUAAUUUGGUGUUGGAUGGCAAAUGGGCUCCUUCAAAAGUCCAACAAAAGUACUGAAGAGUUGGAAGAUAUUGGAGAACAAUAUUUAAAAGAGUUGUUAUCACAAUCUUUCUUUCAAGAUGUUAAUAAUGAAGGCAAUAUUUUUUGGUCAUUUAAAAUGCAUGAUUUGUUACACGCUCUUUCGUUAUAUGUUGCACAAAAUGAUUAUUGCUUAAUUGAAGACACUAACAACGCCAACAAAUUUGAAAAGGCUAGACACGCUUCAAUUCUGGACCAUAAGUUGGGUGUUGAUGCAACAAUAACUCUUUUACACAAAUUGAGUAACAACAUGCAGACUAUUAAUUUCUCAUUUAAAUAUUGGCAAGAUGAGAGCCCUGGUAUUAAUAUUAAUGAAUCCUUGGUGAAAACAUGCAUCAUGAGAUUUAAGCACCUGCACUUGCUAAAUUUAAGAUAUUCAAAGUUGGAUACGUUGUCAAGCUCAAUUGGUACUUUGAAGCAUUUGAGAUAUCUCAACUUACAAGGAAAUAGGAAUAUCAAGAAAUUGCCUGACUCCAUUUGCGAUCUACAAAAUUUGGAAACUUUGAUAUUUUCUUGGUGUGAGGAGAUUGAAGAGUUGCCAAGGGAUAUAAGAAAUAUGGUUAGCCUCAGAUGUUUUGAAAUAACGACAAGACAAACGCGUUUACCCACCAACGGAAUCGAGUGCAUAUGUUCUCUUCGACAUUUGGUCUUUUACAAAUGUUAUAAACUAGAGUGUUUUCAUGAAGGAAUCCAGCGCCUCACCGCCCUUCGCUCCUUGGGCUUCUUUGGAUUUGGAAGCCUGAUAUCUUUGCCGCAAGGUAUGAAACACCUAACCGCGUUGGAAUCUCUGGUAAUUUCAGGUUGUGAAAAACUUAAUUUAAUGGAAGGGGAUGACUACCCGACGAGGCUUCGAGAACUUAGUGUUUGGGGAUUGCCACAAUUAGUGAGUUUGCCCCAAUGGCUUAAAGGAUUUGCCAACACUCUACAGUUUUUAGAUAUUUAUGGUUGUGAGAACUUGGCAGUAUUUCCGGAGUGGCUUCCAGAUCUCUAUUCACUUCGCAAGCUUCAGAUUCGGAGAUGUCGAAAAUUAUCGUCUCUGUCAGAAGGGAUGGAUAGCUUCACUGCCUUAAGAGAACUGAAGAUUGUUGGUUGUCCUAAAUUGAGGAGAGAUUAUGAGCGAGAGGUCGGCAAAGAUUGGGGCAAGAUGGUCAAAUUCACUUGGGAGUAUGAGUAGAUGUUCUUGGGAGAUUGUUCCUUGUGCUUAAAAUUGCAACUAGUGAGAUAUUUUUUUUAAAUUUUUAUUUUUCAAUGUUCAAUGUAAUGAUUCCAUUGGGUAUAUAUUUCAUAAUACCAGUGGAUUUUCUUCAAUUUAUACUCAUCUAAUGAUUCCAUGGUUUAAAAUGUUGCAGCUUAUCAAUUCAGCAAUAACAUGCAGCAUGGAAAGUCUCAGCCUUCUCUUGUAUUGUAAAUAAUUUUAAUAAUAUUGUGGUGUGAAUUAACUGUUGUAAUGGUUAAUGGAGUGAUGUGUGUUUAUAUUUAUGAUGUCAUUCAUAUUUCAUGCAUUAUCUAAUUUGCACAAUGUUUUAGUAACUUGAGUCGUGUGUUAUUGAUUGUUUAUCUCUGCUUCUUGGUUAUUGGAAUAACUCAAAUGAAACUCUUUGUUGUGCUAUAUCUUUUAAUUAAUUUUUUUUUUUUUUUUGAAUAUUGAUCUUUUGUCGUAUGGUGUAAAAUACCUAAUGGUAUUAGAAUAUUUGGUAGGCCAACAAUAUGAGAAGUUGAAUUUGAUGGAAGUGGAAGACUACCAAGAGGUUUGCUUUAGCCAUUAAUUGCUGGUUCCGAAUGUCAAUUUAUUAUGAAAUUUUGGUAUUUUAUACUUUCAGAAUUGUCAUAUCUAUAGAGGGGGAUGCAUGGCCUUAAUGCCCUAAGAGGACUGAAGACCGAAGAUUGUUCUAAAUCAAGAUGAAAAUUCUGAGGAGAUAUUGGUUUUCGUGGAAGAUUGUUCUAAGGAAAAGGGAUUCCUUUAGCUAAACAUCUUUUCCUGGUGAGAUGUCAGAGUUUUAAUGUGACGAAAUCCAUGAUGAUGUCAAAGCAACAAAGUGAGACAUUGAAUUAGCCAUCAAAUUAGCUUAGUGUCUCAUUGUGUGCCCUUUUUUGAAUCUGUCUUUCUUAUAGGUCACACACAUUUUCAUUGCAAUGGUUUAUAGCUCACGACAUGCACCUAUGAUUGUAGGAAACAGAUAGCAUAAGUAGAUCUCUAUGCUGUUGAAUUAUAAAAAAAAACAACAGCAUGGAGAUCUACUUAUGCUCUCUGUCAGUGAUGGAUGGUCUUGACCGUGAUUUUGACACAAUGAUUACUGGUGAACCUUGUGAUUAUAGGCACAAAUAUGUAAAGAUUAUACCAAGUUCUUGGCAUGUUAGGAUUGUCUUCUUGUUUCUUUUGGGUAUGAAUUAUCGGAGAUUAUUCAUUAAGAAAUA